AUAUAGUGUAGACAUAAUUUAGAGGAUAUCUCGUGAUAUUAUGGGUCACAUAUUGUUAAGUCUGUUGAAAGCAGGAGGGGGGGAAAAGGAAUUGAAGAGGUGGCUGAUUUUGUACCUCUGCAUGCGAAGUUGCAAGCUGUGAACUAACAUUAAUACUCCAACUCACUACCAAUUUCUACACACAGUUGCCAAACUGUCAACCAAGAUGAAGGGAUCAACAUAUUUAACAUAUAGAGUAACCGCUCUAUUGUUUUGUAGAAUUGUGCAUAGACCAUAAAUAGAUGGAGCAUUAUUUCGUUGUUGUUGUAACUUUUUAGAAGAAGGCCUUAUAUUUGUAAUGUUCACUAAUGGUGAUGCAGAAUGAUGGACCAUUUGUGAGGUCCUAACACUGGUUAUAGGAACUGGAAGAGACCUUUUUCACAUAGAGUUAGCAACUGCACAUUUAAUUCUGAACGAAAUGACCAUACUGAUCGUAAUAUGGUUAUAUGGUUAUAUGGUUUAGAGGAUAUACAACCUGACAAUAUAUCUGACACACAGCUUUCUUUCUAAUGUGCUCCUUGAGCUUGUGUGCCUUAUAUAAUAAUAAACCCAUGCACAGGUAUAUAAAUAAUUAGAUAAGUGAACUAAUUAAGCCUUUUAUGUAUUUAGUUGGCAUGUUACACAUUACAUCAUAAAACCUUCCCAUCAGAUUCCACAAGUGUUUUUGGUGAAAAACCUGUUGUAGGAUGAGAAGAAUUCGGCUAUGAUGAUAUAACAUGUAGACGUCGACAUGGAACAGUAUUUCUGCAUUUCAGGUUAAAACGGCUCGUAAUAACUUUAAGGACAACGGAUGGUCGUAGUUUUUGCGGACGAACAAGUGGACAAAAGUUGUUUUCUUUAGAGAUGUGCGUCAGUCUAUAAAAUAAUACAGACAAUAGCCUAUACAUUCAACAUGUUUAUCCCCUCAUGGUGGUUGCUGGUUUGUCGGCUGUGUGUGUAGAAAUCUAUGGCACAGUGAGUUGGAGUGUUUGUUAGUUCACAGUGCAGAGAUAAAUACACAAUCAACCAGCACCUCUUCGGCUCCGUUUUUUUUUCUUUCCCGCCCGCGUUCAACAGACUUCACAAAACGUGACCCGUAAUUUCGUGAGAUAUCCUUUAUAUGAUGUGUAGAGUAUAUUCUUAUAUCAUCUGCACGGUUUGUCUGAAGCGUAGCGUAUUCGUAAUUAGGCGGCAUAUUUCCACUUUGUUACUUGGGGAAGCCUUUUUUUUUUUUUUUUUUUUUUUAGCCUUUUUUUUUCUUCAGUUUAGCGCACCGUUGCGAUCCCCUUUCCCCUUGAGCGGCUGGACUCGAGCGUUGCAUGCCGGUACCUGCAGUCCCUGCUCCUCCCUUCACGGAGCCGGCAGCGCCUGGGUGUGGGGUUUUGAGUACUACAACUCCCAUACUAGCGGUCCUUCCAUCUCCCCCUCUCUCUCCCACCAGACCAGAGCCUGUGAGCUACAGCACGGCUUGUCUUGACGAAACCCCCUCCCACCACCACCACCACCACGGACUUUCGGAACCGAAAAUCGUCGAGCUUAGUGAAUUGUUACCAACGGGAUUAAAAUCCUUUCCUCUCGAUGCACCCAUAGCUCCUUUACUGUGGCUCCAACGGAAGAAAUUCUUGUAAACGCACAUCUGUGGACACACUCAAAGGAAUGCUGUGUUGAAAAAAAAUACGCCUAUGCAGGUGGAUCCCUCACCAAUGAAUGUAGGGGAUGGAGGCACAGUGAGCAAAGAGAGCAGUGCCCUUACACAGCUGUCAGAGAGCAUGGUGGGGAAUCCACAGCAGACACUGCCUCCUGAACUCAGAGGAGACGUGCCUCACGGACAGCAGAACAAGCUGAGGACAUCUACAGACUGCAAAAUGCCUGGCGUCUGCUCAGAUGCCAGCAAGGCUAGCAAGACCAGCAAUUCAAACCAUUGUCCAGAAGUCCCUCCUUCCCAUCUCCGCAACAAUGCGGUGUUCAGCACUGAUUCUUUUAGCACGCCAUUAACCGAUAGGACAGAAGUUCCCAAAGCCCAGGCUGAAGGUGCUGCUGCCUACCCGACUCAGCACUGGCCUUGCGGUAAAAAGGUUGACUCGGACGACUUGAUGAGCUUGGUACACAAUAGUGUGACCCAAAAUAAGAAAGCUCCUCAUAGUACUGGGCCUACCCAACCUGUUAUCAGCCUUUCCCCAGGAUUUCAAUGCUCAAACCUCUUUAAACCAGGCCAAACUGUUGCUUACCUUCCAUCUGCAAACUUUGCUUCUUCUCUUUGUAAGAUCACCUUGCCUCCAGGAUUGGGCCAGAUUGCCGCUCUGAGAGAAGCCACGGCUAGUCAGUUUCAAAAGGACUGUCCAGUGCCUUGUUCUGGCUCGAGCACGACUACAAGGGUCAAAACAUAUCCUUAUCAGUUUUCUGUGGGUCAAGGCGUUGCUGAGAAGAAACCACUGUCAUCCGCAUCUAAAGGCCGAUGUGAACAUGUUCCUAAUGCAAAGGGCCGCAAAGGGGUAGGAGAGCACAAAUCAACAAUUUCCUCUGCUGUUAGCCCAGCUAUUGCUCUCCCAGCGCAACAGGCCACACAAGCCUCAGCCUCACUGACUCAUUAUACUAUCUCUCCCACUGCUGCCAUCUGCUGUAGCUCAGCACUGGCCAACAUUACCACACAGAGCAGGCUUCUAAGCCUCGUAGAGAAAUGUCCUCCAUACAGAGGAAUCGAAAAGACUUCUGUGGCAUAUUUGAAGCCGAAGACUGUAUCAUCUACUGAGGAACACAAUGCUCUGUGUCCUCCAGAGGCCAGAGAUGUACCUCUUGAUUUAUCUUCAAAAUCCAAGCGGCAAAAAAGCAUUAAGGAUGCUCAAAAUAGCCCGACUGCCACAAAUGAGCAAAGCUUAUUUGAGCCUCAUCAAAAGAAUUCCCAUACCCCCAAAAGGCCUCAGACUUCCACUUUUGGUUCUGCCUCUACUUACCCCAUUCUACCAGACACCCAACGAAAUGGCUCGGCCCAGAGAUCCACCUCAAAACUCAGCAAUCACAAUUUGGAACCCAGUGCAUCAUGGGGCAAAGGCUCAUCUCAAGGUUCCUUAAACAACCUCCCAGGAACAUAUGUAGGUGUAGCAAGCCCCAUACUAGCCUCUACCUUGCGCAGCAAGGAUGGGAAAAGUGCUGCUUUUGUUGAAGAUGUUCAGAUAUUUGCUAAGCAAGAGACUAUUUCGAUUAUUGAUCAAGGCGAACAGUUAGCCUCCAGAGGGAAGAAGACACCUUUCACAAUAAAAGGUGAUAGGCAACAUAAAGGUGGUAAGCAAUCUGGUAGUACUUCUGCUAGUACUACCUCCCCUGGAAUGCAAGAGCUUUCGUCCAAGCCACUAUUUACUUCUCCAACCUCACAAUCCUCUAGGACUUCAGGUGGAAAAGCAGGGAUUCCAUAUACAUCUCCAGGUAAACCCUUGUGGCACCAACCACAUUUUCAGGGGAUGUCUUUACAGAAGCGACCAGCUCAGAGCCAAGCCCCAUCUAAGGUCAAAGGCAACCUGAGUUGCGAUGGCCCCUUGUUUCCAAAAUGUGAACUAAGCCCCACUAAUGUAAAGGAAGAAAAAUGGGAGAAAACCCAUUCACCUCUAUCCAACCUGGAGUCAAUAGUGAAGCAGAAAGCUCUUGAGACCACUGCACUGACUGGUGAAACCUAUUGUAAUCUGUCAACUGUGGGAUCCAGGAAGUCUGAGGUGGUCAACUUACUCAGCAGGUCUCAGAACCCUCCAGUGCAACAACCUGUGGCCACUGGCUUUACACCCUGCGGAACUUCAGAGCUGCAGGACGGUAGCAAGACAGGUAGCAAUUCACCUUUUACAGAUGCAACAGCAGACAAUAGGCAGGAGGUGACAACUGUUUUUGUGCCCAAAGAGAAGUGCCAUGACAAACAGGCAAAGCAAUUAGAAAAUUUCACAGGCCAAAAAUCAGAGCUUAGCACACCUAAGAAAAGAUGUGCAUCCAAUAUUAAAGCUGGCAAGAAGGACAGCAAGCUGGCUCCAGAUCCAGAGGAGAAAGCCAGAGAAGACCCUGUAGUGCAAAGAGAACUCACACCUAAUUCGGAGGUUGAGAGUAUAUCCAUCCCUCAGCACCAUACUACAACAGAGGCAGAAGGAGAGAAAAAAAUGAAUGGUGGUAAAAAAGAUAGUGUUUCCAAAGGAAAAAUACCUGUCACCAAACAGAAGAAACCAAGGAAGAAGGAGAAGACCUCUCCUGAAACGUUAAAAAAGACUGCACCACUGAAGAAAAAAGCUCGGAUGAAGGAAAGUGCUACAGUAGUUCAAGUCCAUACCUCUAAAAAAAAGAAGGGUACCUCAUCUACUGCAGAAAAGAGCCCACUGAAGGAGAGCCUACUGAAGGAGAGCACAUGUCCAAUCCCUGAAGGUGGGACUAAGAUUCACAAAAGAAAAAGUGCUCUGGUUAAAACUGAACAACCAACCUGCAGCAAACCCGAUUUUGAAAACAGCCCAGUGAGAAGUGUGCAGGUGGACCCUGCUUCCCUCACCAAGACUGAUCAGCCCAGUAAAGAAUCUAACUUGAAGCAAGUGUCCUCUCCAAGGCCAAAACGAGGGCGUCGGCGCACCGACGAUGCUUUGCUCCGAGACUGGAGCUUCGCUUCUCCUCCUACUCCUCCUCCUCCUCCUCCUCCUCCUCCAGAAUCCCCAUCUUCCCCACUUUUGCCUGUUUUCCCGCUGAGGCGACCUCGGGGAAGGCCUCGUCUCAAUCCUCUGCCUGAAGGUGGGGACCCAGACAACAUUAGACUUGCUCAGCUGGCAGAGGGAGGAGACCUGGCCUCUGCAAAAAAGAGAAAGCGAUGCAGGAACCGCAAGUACCAGAAUGGGGAGUACAUUACAGAUAAGGAAAAGGAAGCCAACGGGGAGAAUGAGGAGAGUUUUGUCGAUGGAGAGAAUGAAGAAACGGUCCCUGUUUUUACAGAUGUGGACCCUCCUCUUAGUGCCACUUUGCCAUCUGAAGAUUCAAAUCCUGACCUCAGCCCCAGGAAGUCCCUGAACACCCGCUCAGGGACCAUCCGACUUCAUGAGAGUCCAUCCACCCAGGAAUUUAACGACAAACCUCCAGGAAAAAGAAAGUUCAAAAGCAAGCACUUGUGUGAUACUGAGGAACAGAAAAAGCUCAAGAUCAAACGAGGUCUUACGGGGAAGCGCUCCUCAUCCUUCUCCGCAGAUGAGGAAAGCCCUAAGGCCAAAAAACCUUCCACUCCUUUCUCUGCCUCAAAGGAAUCAUCAUCUUCUGUUCCUAAGAAGAAAGGGCCUGGAAAAGGCGGGAUCCCCGAAUCUACACCAAGCCGUCCUGUACCUCCAGAGGUUCGCCGAUUGAUUGUGAACAAAAAUGCAGGGGAGACUUUGUUACAAAGAGCUGCUAGGCUGGGAUACCAGGACGUGGUGCUGUAUUGCUUGGAGAAGGAUGUGAGAGAGGUGAACCGCAGGGACAAUGCUGGCUACACAGCACUGCAUGAGGCCUGUGCUCGUGGUUGGACGCACAUUGUGCAGGUGCUGCUGAAACAUGGCGCCGAUGUCAAUUGUAGUGCACAAGAUGGGACACGCCCCAUUCAUGAUGCAGUCGCGGCUGAUAGCCUAGCGGCAGUGUGGAUGCUGUUAAACCAUGGUGCAGAUCCGACACUGGCCACCUACUCUGGCCAAACAGCUGUUAAAUUGGCCCAAAGUCCCAGCAUGAAAACCUUCCUCAAAGAGUACUUCACUGACCUAGAAGGACGCCCUGACCAGGAUCCAAGUCUGCAGUGGGAUUUUUACAGCAGCUCUGUGUUUGAGACCGAUCAGGAGGCCUGCUGGGACUUCCUGCUGUCUCAACCUGAAGAGGAAGACAAGGAAGAAUUGAGAGAGCAGGGAAAGGAAAAGGACAUGGACUGCCUUUUGUUUGAGUUCUCCUCUGAACCUUUAUUACCCUGCUACCAUGUUCAAGUAUCUCUAACACAGGGGUUUUGCAACUGGUUUCUGCUGUUGGAUGUGUUGAAGCGCCUGAAGGUCUCGGCUCGCAUCUUCCGUGCAAGGUACCCUCAGUUUGAAGUAGUGAGCCUCACAAGGGCAGAGCUUUGGAGGCAGGUGAACGUUAGCCAGACGUGCAUUUCUCCAGAUGAGCUGCGACCCAUUGCUAAGGAGGACAAUGAAGAAACAGUCGAGCUGGUGCGCUGUGUACCAGAGCUACAGGGACUGCUAGGUUCAUCCAUUCAGCUGCUCCAAGAGGAUGACAAUGAUGAUGAGAGUUCAGAGGUCAGAGGUAGCCUCUGCAACCGAUAGCGAUGUCCUGUGUUGUGUGAGUAGCUGUACACAGGCAUUUGCACCUCCUUAUUUACUGGUAGAUGCACUGCUACUAAAACCAGCACUUUGUAUGUACUCUAUCCGCCAAAAAUGGCUCAUCAAAAACGGAUGAGAUCCUCACAGAACACACCAUUCUCCCAGACUACCUUCCUUUACAGCAGCAGAAGGGGCCUUGUUAGACUGACUUAUCUUGGAAUCACUCACAGGAGCAGGGAGGACUCUAGCAAAGCGGACAAAGUAAAUUUCUGUUCCUAACCUGUAGGUAUUUUUCACUGUUCAGUAACUUCUCUCAAAUCUUUUUAUAUGUAUAAACCUAUAAGUAUAUGUAAAUAUAUAUGUAUAUAUUGACAUCAGGGUGAGCCCAGUUUGGUUGUAAUUUAUCAAUGAUAUGUUUUAAUGUUUGUUUAUUCCUGGGGUUAUGUGAAUAGUUUUGAAAAGGUGCCCAAGGCAUUUUUCUUUUUGUUUUAUCUUGGUGAACUAAGAGGUUUAUGGCCAGCUCAUUGUGGCAGGAAGGACUCUGGGACAGAUGGUUCCUCUGUAAACCAGUGAGUCUCUCUUGCUCUCUGUUUCUGUUUCUCUCUGUGAGGACCCCUAACCGAGAACAUAUGUCGAUCAGUCCUGCCCUCCUUUACCUCACUGUACUUCGGCUCACGUUGCCACCACAGCUCUGCUUCCAACACCUCAACUAGAUGCAUUAAUCUUGGUUGGUUUCUUUGCAGUGUAGCAGGCAAAGUAUUGUUCUUUCAUAUUUAUAAACCCAGUUAAUUCUAAUUUUCAAGGCAAGAUAUAGACUUAUCCAUGAAUGAGUUUUAUUUUAUGUUUACAAAACCUAAAGAGAUUGUUGGAUAUCAAGGUAUGAAGGCCCUUGUGUAAGCAAGAUGAAAAAGCAAACCUGUGGAAUGCUUUUUUUAUUUUGAGAUAUUUCUAGGGACUUUGUUUUGGAUGUUGGUCACAGUUCAAGGUCAUGAGGAGAGGAGGCCUCUCUUACUUAGCUUGUUUUCCCCAGUGUACCUGGUUCCAGCGAGCAUUGUGGUGCAUGGUGUGUUUUAUUUACAUGGUUUGACUGUUUGUGUUUAAUUUAAUAGUCAUUAAUAUAUUUGGCUUUUUGUGUAUCAGACAAAUGAUAUAUGAAAGUUGCUUUGUAUGGUUGGUGCUUUAUUUGAAAUGUACAAUUAAUGAUCCCUUUACCCUACGGAUGUUGUGUUCUCCUUCACUCCAAACAGUGUUUUAACAAGCAAAAGUACAGUUUUAUUGUACUGGUGCUAAAAUAGAUUUUGUGUUGACAAUCAUUGACCUUUUUUUGAACUGAAACCAAUAAAUACUAUUUAACUGAAGAGUGAGAAAUGUAAAGAGAGAGUUUAGUUUCAUUACCAAUGGAGGUCCACCAAGCCGAGAGAGAGUACUUGAUUUUGAAGGUUUAUUGUCUGUGUGAUGCGCAAAGGGGAUGUGUUGAUCUGAUUCCUUUUUAAAAGAAAUUGACCAGAAUAAAGCAUGAUUGUCAAGUUUUGCUUGUAAUGUUCAGUGCAAUUUACCAGUAUUGCUCAAUUCUGAGGUCUUAUGGUUGUACAUAAAAGAAUCUCUCCGUGAGCUAAGGUUUAUUAUACACACACUGGCCGUGGUUCAUUGCUAAAGGAAGAUUUAGAAAAAUUGCAAGGGUUUCGAGAUACAAACGUUUUGGGGGGGCCUGUGUCCCUGGACACGUAUACUUACAUGCCACUAUAAACAAAAAACAUAUGAUUGAAACAAAAAAAAAAUCAUCUUUGUCACUGAUUAAAGUUUACAUUUGCAGUGCAUUUGAAAAUGAAUUUCAAUAUGGAAAGGAUUCUCUCUACUGAGCAGUAUUAAUUUCAGUCCACAAGACAGCAAUUUUGACUCACAAUGAUGUAUUUUCUUCCUUCGAGUUGAUCAAGUGAUUUAUAGAAAUAGCUGAAAGUGAGCAGUUGACCAAGAUAGAAAGUUAACUUGGUAUAAGUUGAGUCUAUAGGUUGAAUCUCAAAUAUUGUCCUAUUGGAUAGAGCGAAUAUUAGAUCCAGAAGCCAUUAUUUAAUUUCUAAUAUAGUACAACUCUUUCAGGAGCAAAGAGCCACUUGUGAUUCAGUCAUGGACUCAGUUAUUGAGAAACUCCCACUGUGCCUCCAACCCUCUUGCAGCAAAGAGACAGGGCAAAGUUACAAAAGUGGAGAUGUAAGCACAGUCUGAGCACAGAGGUCAGUCACAUUAGGCUGUUCAGAGGGGUGAGAGUUCAUUGCAUGGCUCAUAUCUACAGUAUUCUCCAAAAGCAUUGCCACCUUUCAUAAAAACCAAUUGUAAUUAAACAAUUUCACACAAUAAUUAAAAAUUGCUACACAAACAAUUCAUGAGCCAAAAUAAUUGACACUGCUAAAAUAUUUUAGGCUAUAUUUUUCUAUUAAUGCAAAUGUUACCAUUGUUGAAAACAUAAAAUAUAUUUCAUUUGCCGUCCGUAUUCAAGAAUACUAUUGUUGUGUGUAACCAUGUACUGUAUCCCUGGGGUAUAAAUAUGAAGUUGCACAUGUAAAAUCCAUCUGUCAUUCAUCACUUUGUCAUAAAAGAGGCAGGUGGUUGCUGACCUGCACAGAUCAUAUAUAUAUAUAUAUUACACUGCAUAAAAAUGUAAGCAGUAACGUAAUCCAAGUAUCGCAAUAUGAAAGUAAUGUAAUCUGAAUAUUUUUGUAUUACUUUAAGGUCACAUAUGUAAAUAAAGUCAAGAGAAAAGCAAUAUGAUAGAAAAUAUAAAUAAUGCUUAUUUUAGCGCUUAUAAACAUAAUAAAACAAACAAAUAAAUAAACGCUAGGGUGAGCAUAUUCUGGUUUUCUAAAAAGAGCACACCUUUUUUUAUGGGGGGUGUCUUAACAUUCAAAACAGUGUUACUAUGAAUGCAGACUUUAAUACACUGAAAAAGACACACUAUUAGCAUCACAUAAAUAAAAUUGGUUUCACUCUGUCCACGUUUUGCAUUUUUUCCUACAUUCUUUUCCAUCCAAUAAAAUAAAAUAUUAGAUGCCAUACCUCCAUCAUUUACACAUUUGAAUGGCCAUGUAAUAUUAAGCUGUGUGAUAACAUGAAAUUAAGAAUGACUUUAUAUGGCCAUGGGCAUUGUUUAGAAUCAGGACAGCUUUGUUUGCUGCUAUUAUCCAGCGCAUUCGGUGAGAGUAGGCUCAUGGUUGAGAGGCAGGAAUUUGGCCAAUAGUUGCUGCAAGCUUUUUAUACUCGACCAAUUGGUGUGCGAGAAGGCGGGAAUUAAAGAGAGGGGUUAAAGCAAUGCAAAUAUGCGCACACAUGAUGCAGUAUUAGACCAUAAACACAUCGUAAUGAAACGAAAGCCGAAUCCCAGAAAUUCUUUCAAAUUUAGAAAAUCCCGAUCAGAUGCUUUUUUAAGGUCUGAAAAAGAGGAUGUAUGGUCACCCUAACAAAACCAUUUUAGAGAACAAUUUGUGUUAAUUUCUACCAAAUUAACUUUGCACAAAAUGUAUUUGCGUAUACACCAGGAGGUUGCUCAUGUGAGCCACGACUGGCAAGAGAGAACCAGAAAUAUAAAAUUAGGCAGCUGUCUAUACAUUAUGUCAAAAGAUUAAUUUAUUUGGUUUUAAAUGAAGAUAAUUGUAAUUCUGAUAGUAUUCUUAUUUUUAGAAAAUGUCCCUGUAAUCUGAUUUAGUUUUUUGACGUAACUGUAAUGGAUUACAGUUACCAGUUUUUUGUAUCCUGAUUAUGUAACUGUAAUGGAUUACAGUUACCAGUUUUUUAUAUCCUGAUUAUGUGUAUUCCAUUACUCCCCAAGCCUGUGUGUGUUUGUGCGUGCGUGUGUGCACAGUGGGGGAAAUAAGUAUUGAACGUAUCAACAUUUUUUUCAGUAAAUAUAUUUCCAAUGAGGCUAUUCACAUGAAAUUUACACCAGCCAUGACAGAACGCCAAGACGUACAACACUCCUUACCUAAAAGCACAAGAAAAAUCUUAGAAAUAACCCACAUGAAGUUUUGGGAUUCUGUGCUGUGGAGUGAUGAAACAAAACUGGAACUUUUCGGCAUGAUGGAUCAGCGGUAUGUCUGGAGGAAGAAGAAUGAAGAAAGAACACGCUGUCCACAGUCAAGCAUGGUGAAGGUUCGGUGAUGCUCUGGGGCUUCUUUGCAUCCUCUGGCACUGGAAACCUGCAGCGUGUGGAAGGCAAGAUGGAUUCAUUGAAGUAUCAGGAAAUCCUAGGAGAAAACAUCAUGCCGUCUGUGAGGAAGCUGAAGCUUGGGCGUCAUUGGACCUUCCAAUAGGACAAUGAUGCCAAGCAUACCUCAAAUUCCACCAAGGCUUGGUUGCAGAAUAAGUCCUGGAAGAUUCUACAGGGGCAUCACAGUCACCUCACUUGAACCCCAUAGAAAAUCUCUGGUGGGAUUUGAAGAAGGCGGUUGCAGCACGCAAACCCAACAAUAUUACUGAACUGGAGGCCAUUGCUCAUUGGGAAUAGGCUGAGAUUCCUCAGGAACACUGCCAGAAGCUGGUGUCUGGCUAGAAAUCUCAUUUGCAGCAGGUCAUAACAGCAAAAGGGUGCUUUACUACGUACUAAAAAUGCUUGCCAUGAAAGGGUUGAAUAAUUUUGAAACUGGAGAAGUCAUGACCUAUUUUAAAAUUUCUGGCAGAGGCAGUCAGGUUUUCACUUAAUAUCUGUUAAUAUUUGGCAGAUACAUGGCAUCAUGGACUCUAACAAAAUGUCCAGGUCCUCUGGCAGAAAAACAGCACCAUAUUUAACCGUGGGCAUGAGGUGCUUUUCCAUAUGGCUACGUCUCUGUGUGCGCCAAAGCCACUUCUGGUGUUUAUUACCAAAAAGCUCUAUAUUGGUUUCAUCUGACCAUUGAACCCAAUCCCAUUUGAAGUUCCAGUAGUGUCUGGCAAA
Molecule: messenger RNA, 11220 nt
Organism: Ictalurus furcatus (blue catfish)
Lineage: Eukaryota; Metazoa; Chordata; Actinopteri; Siluriformes; Ictaluridae
Gene: bcorl1
Product: BCL6 corepressor-like 1
Exons: 12
Coding region: 1701-6302 (1533 amino acids)
Biological process (GO): negative regulation of transcription by RNA polymerase II
Cellular component (GO): nucleus
Molecular function (GO): transcription corepressor activity; protein binding
Source: RefSeq, a predicted model, not a curated record